AUGACGCGUCCCCAGUAUUUGGAUUUGGUGGGCCAGUAUACUGGUUUUAGACCACAAGGUGAGGCUGUAGUUAGAGGGGGCAGUUGCAUUUCUGUGACAACUAUCAGACAACAUAUGGGGGUAUUGCACCCCGACAUUACCGAUGAGACAGAGGAUCUCCAUAUUGAUCGGUACACGAGGUUGGCGAUGUUCCUUCUUUUUGGGGGUGUCUUGUUCCCGAACACUUCGGGAAAUUUAGUGAGUCUGCGCUUUCUGCAUCAUCUGCAGCUUCUAGUUGAGUUACCCCAGUACACCUGGGGUGCUGCUGUUCUAGCAUACCUGUACAGGAGUAUGUGCCAGGCUAGCAUGGGCACCCAGGUUUGGUCCUGGGAGCAGAUCCUGCCGUUGCAGCCACCUCUACCACCACUAGAGCCGGGUGUAGCACCUCCGUUUCUCCCUCUAGCUACGAGGUGGGUUCUCCGACGUGGGAACUACCGAGGCAGUGAUGAUCGUCAUAAUCUCCCCGUUAUCAGGGAUGUGUUAGAUAUGCUGGUGGCCGGGCAGUUCAUCUGGAUGCCAUACAACGACGAGUUGCUAGUUGAUCUGCCCGAUUAUUGCUCGAUCGACUGA
Molecule: messenger RNA, 609 nt
Organism: Nicotiana tabacum (common tobacco)
Lineage: Eukaryota; Viridiplantae; Streptophyta; Magnoliopsida; Solanales; Solanaceae
Source: RefSeq, a predicted model, not a curated record